Molecule: messenger RNA, 2272 nt
Organism: Aspergillus glaucus CBS 516.65
Lineage: Eukaryota; Fungi; Ascomycota; Eurotiomycetes; Eurotiales; Aspergillaceae
Gene: wetA
Product: developmental regulatory protein WetA
Exons: 1
Coding region: 292-2034 (580 amino acids)
Source: RefSeq, a predicted model, not a curated record
UGUUUGCUUUGUCUUCUUUGCAUCUUCUGCAGUGUUUUCUUUGAUUGUCAAUCGUUCAAACUGUUCCUACAUCACGGGGCAUACAUUCGUUUCUUGCCUAAGGCUAUCAUUCGCUGCAGAACCCUGCCGAUUUCGAACUUUCGUUUUUUCGAGUCAGAUUGCUUUGCCCUUUUUGGCUUUCUUUAUCCUUGCCAAUCAUAUCAAAUAGUGUCUUCGGUGGUUCGCCCCAGUACCAGACUUUGGCCCAGUCAUUCGUUCAUCGCCGCAAACGGAAAUCAAAAAGAAGCGAAGAUGUUCGCCCAACAGUUCGACCACUCGUUCAAUGACAUAUUUAACCAGUACGUCAAUGUGGAAUCCUCGAGCGCCGAUGGCAACAAAGACGUAUCAUUUCCCAGCGGCGACUUUGAACAACUGUUCCCAGUCGACUCAUUGUCAAGUGACUGUGGCGCUCUUUCAUCGCCCACUAUUUCCCCCUCCAAUAAGCGGUCCCGUCAGUCUCCUCAGCCCUGGAGUACUCCUGCUCAAGACCUCUGGAGUCUGCCGCAAGAGACCGGUGCUGCGUCAUCUUCGUCCGUCGACCAGGGCACCUUUUCUUUCCAUGACACUGUCCAACCUUCUGCUGUGUCUAAUCUGAGUCUCAAUCUUGACGCUCAGUCAUCCUCCUCUUCUUCCCGACCUACAGUAGCUCAUGGGCUAUCCUCCACUCCGCUGUCGACCCCUCCCGAGACUCCCCGCAAGAAAGUUUGUAUGGGUAGUGGUAUAAACACUCCCAAGUCUAUCCGUCAUCAUCAGGAUACGGGUGACCGCCGUCGCCAGCUGCGCAAGCAGAGCUCCUCUCCUAGUUUGACGCGCUCUUCACGCGCCCAGAAAGCUAGAAUGGCAUAUUCUGAAGCUUCUGCCCCACGCUUCCACAAAUUCAGCCUCCAUAGUUCAGACGACCGUCUACCGUUGUCUCCGCCACCAACAGAUCUUCUCGCGCAGCACGAGAACCUUUCUGCACAUAACGCAACUCACCUGAACGGCUCUACGGACCAGUUUUCAGGUGAUUCUGCCAAGAUGCCUCAGCAGUACGAUUCGAGCAUCUUUAACCAAUCUCCGGCUAUUUCUAUGCCCUCGCCCUCGGCUAGUGCAUUGGCCAGACAGCAACAGAGAUACAUGAGCCAACCAAACAGCACUACAUUGACCCCCAGUCCUCCCUCAGCCGACGAAAUUUUCUCCUCUCCGCACUCUUCGGGCUCCCAGUCCUUGUCCUCGUGGUAUUCUGAUUCACUUGCACCAUCCGCUUUCUCCUUUACUCCCGACCUUAACCACGAUGCACAGCAAUGGUGGUCGCCUAUGGCAUCGCGACUCGCACCGCAGCAGCAAUCCUCGUACCAACCGAUGCUGGAAGCGCCAACUCCCCAAAGGCCCAUCGCGAACCACGACCAGCACAAUGACAUGCUGCAAGGAGGACUUAUGAUUCAGUUCGAUCCUUCGUUCGACAUGUCUGCACCAGCAGAGCCAUCCUUCCCCCCAUCGACCAUUUCUUCCUCGGCACCGGCUACAACCCAGGAAAGCCAGACCUACCAUCCCGUCUCCAGCACACACAUCAACUCCUCCUUCGCCGCCUCUACCCCUCAAAUCCAGCACCACACCCGAUCACCUUCUCUAUCCCCAAGGAACAGCGGUGCUACUACAUCACCCAAGAGCGGCUCAACAACAGCAACACCAACACCACGGACAGGGACCACCAUGAAAACACCACACCGCCGCAGCUACGAGCGAAAGAUGUCCGCUCCCUCGAACACGCCCAAACCCGUCAAGACACACAGCCCUAGGGGCUCCAGCAAGUCCGUGUCCGUGUCUUUUGUCAACUUCACCCCGAGCGACAGCAAGAAGAUCUUGACGGGGGUUGCGCCCAGUGGUAGCUCCAAGACCAAGGCGAGACGUGAGCAGGAAGCGCGCGAUCGCCGGCGCAAACUGGGUGAGGCUGCGUUGAAGGCUGUGAGAAAUGCGGGGGGCGACAUUGAUGCUUUGGAAGCUGUGCUGUGCUGAGAGAUUGAUAUCCUUUUGUUUUGACUUUGUUUAUUGUCUAUUACUGACUGACUAUAUGUCACCUUGGUCAUAAUACCUCGUGUACUUUACUGUAUUUCUGUAUGUUUGUUAUUUGGCAGUGGUCGUUUCGGUGUUUGCUGGUAUCAAUUGUUAUUUAUUAGCGUCUCUGGACUGGGUUUUUGGAUUUGGGUAUAGGUCUUUUCCUUUUGCUAAUAACAUUUCUAAUUUUAAUCACUAA